AUUGGCGAAAGUUAGAAUCAAUUGGCCGUUUCUAGAUUUCUAACCCAAUGGCUGAAUGAAUAGUCAAAUAGCUCUCCUGGUAACCUUGUUGAAGAUCCCUGGUUGGCUGGUUUCAACAUGGAACUUUGCACCGCUGUGCAGCAGUUAGAGUCGCCACACUCCUUUCUUGUAGCACACAAAGCAAGAGAUGAGAUUAGAAGAAAUGCAAAAUAUAGACAGUAGGCAGGGAUAUGAGACAACAGAAAUAGUAAUAACGAAGAACAAUACAGAUUCAUUGGAAAUAAUAAGUCACAAUGAGUGGAUGAAUCUGCGCCAGCCAUCACUGAAAAUGAUUUUGAGCCGUAUCACUGAUUGUCUCCAGCCUCCAUUGGUGUUUACCGUCUCGAGGACCCCAACCAAGGAAGUCUAUACCUCCUUACGUGGCUGGCUGGCUGGCUGAAACUAACUG
Molecule: messenger RNA, 448 nt
Organism: Trichobilharzia szidati
Lineage: Eukaryota; Metazoa; Platyhelminthes; Trematoda; Strigeidida; Schistosomatidae
Source: the annotation of a GenBank genome assembly